CGCCCACCGGGUCCACCGCGGCGCACCCGUACGUGCGGAACUCCGGCGAGCUCCGGCUGCGUGCGGCGCGCGUGGUGUGGUGAGCUCUGCCCAGCGCCAUCCGGGUCCGUCCCGCCCACGCUCGCGCACACGCGGCUCCUGGAGCCGCGGACCUCGAUAUCUGGAUUUGAACUGGAUUUUAGAAUUCAUCUUUACUUACAAUGCCACCAUCAAAUGGAGGUCCAGCUGGAUAUACCCCACCAGAUGGAGGCUGGGGGUGGGCAGUGGUAGUUGGAGCUUUCAUUUCCAUUGGCUUCUCUUGUGCAUUUGGCAAAUCUAUUAGUGUAUUUUACAAAGAAAUUGAAGAAAUAUUUAAAGCCAGCACCAGCGAAGUGUCAUGGUUAUCUUCCAUUGCGUUUGCUGUCAUGUAUGCUGGAGGUCCUAUCAGCAGUGUCCUGGUGAAUAAAUAUGGCAGUCGCCCCGUCAUGAUUCUUGGUGGCUGCUUGUCAGGCUGUGGCUUGGUUGCAGGUUCCUUCUGUAGCACUGUGAUGGAACUUUACUUUUGUAUCGGAGUUAUUGUAGGUCUUGGGCUUGCCUUCAACUUCAGUCCAGCUUUGACCAUGAUUGGCAAGUAUUUCUAUAAGAAGCGGCCGUUAGCAAGUGGACUAGCCAUGGCAGGCAGCCCUGUGUUCCUCUCUGCCAUGGCCCCGCUCAACCAGGCUCUUUUUGCUGCCUUUGGCUGGAGAGGAAGCUUCCUAAUUCUGGGGGCCCUCCUACUAAACUGCUGUGUGGCUGGAGCCCUGAUGAGACCAAUAGGGCCCAAGCCAACCGCUGCAGAGAAAGAGAAGUCUAAAGAAUUCCUUCAGGAAGCUAGAAAAUGUGAUGCAAACAAGGGGCCAGGUAAUCCAAAGACAGGAGUUAAUGGCAGAAACUCCCCAAAGGAGAAACAAUCACUUUGUCAAACAGUUAACAAACUUUUGGACCUAUCCUUGUUGAAGCACAGAGGCUUCCUGCUGUACCUCUCUGGGAAUGUGAUCAUGUCUUUUGGGAUGGCUACACCUUUAGUCUUUAUUAGCAGUUACGCCAAGAGUCAACAUCACUCUAGUGAGAAGGCUGCCUUCCUUCUCUCCAUCCUGGCUUUUGUUGACAUGGUAUCCAGACCUUGUAUGGGAUUUGUAGCCAACACAAAGUGGGUAAGACCACGAAUUCAGUACUUUUUGGCUGCUUCUAUUAUCAUGAACGGAGUAUGUCAUAUGCUAGUACCUUUAUCUUCCAGCUACAUAGGGUUCUGUGUCUACUCCGGAUUCCUUGGAUUUGCUUUUGGGUGGUUUGGUGCCGUACUGUUUGAAACACUGAUGGACCUUGUGGGAGCCGAGAGAUUCUCCAGUGCUGUGGGGUUGGUGACCAUUGUGGAGUGCUGCCCUAUCCUCCUGGGGCCACCAGUUUUAGGUCGUCUCAAUGACAUAUAUGGAGACUAUAAAUACACAUACUGGGCAUGUGGCAUAAUCCUUAUUGUCGCAGGCAUCUAUCUCUUCAUCGGCAUGGGCAUCAAUUACCGACUUGAGGUUAAAGAACAAAAGGCAGGAGAGAAACAGAAAAAAGAAAGUAAAGAGAUGGAACCAAAAGAAGUUAUUAAAGCUGCUCAGUCUCCAGAACUGAAAGGCACAGAAGAAGGACCCAAAGAGGAGGAACUUUGAGGCUGAAAUCAGGGAGAAACAGAAGCUUUGGAGCAAAGAUACAUGAAAAAUGCUACUGAAUCAUGUUCUACUCUUGGUGCUCACCAUGGACAGUGGACACUUGUGUAGAAGUCAGACCAGGUGUUCACUGAUGGAACUUUUAUUCCUUCCUUUACACCCACUUACAGUCACACUUUUACACCCACUUACAGUCACACUUUUUAGGGGCAAGGGACAUUUGCAGAAGGUGACAGAAGGAAAUAGCUUUUAUUUGAGGUCAUGUUUAUUCAGGUAUACUUAUAUACUGUUCACACUCCUUUUAUAAAGUUUAAUGAAUUUUGACAAAGUUCUUUUGUCAAAUAACUACCAUUCCAAUAUAGAACAUUUAAAAUAGCCAAGAUAAUUCCCUUCUGCUCCUUUGCAGUCAAUUCUCUCCUUAACUAAAGCACCUGGUACCUACUUCCCCUAUGCCUGCAUGCUCAGUAGUGUCGACUCUU
Messenger RNA from Capra hircus (goat), 2152 nucleotides. RefSeq names its product monocarboxylate transporter 1. The record is from RefSeq and is a predicted model, not a curated record. Gene Ontology annotation, biological process: monocarboxylic acid transport; transmembrane transport. The transcript is spliced from 5 exons. The coding region runs from base 201 to 1676 and encodes 491 amino acids. Gene Ontology annotation, cellular component: membrane. Gene Ontology annotation, molecular function: monocarboxylic acid transmembrane transporter activity. Lineage: Eukaryota; Metazoa; Chordata; Mammalia; Artiodactyla; Bovidae.